Momordica charantia (bitter melon) is the source of this 547-nucleotide messenger RNA. The record is from RefSeq and is a predicted model, not a curated record. Lineage: Eukaryota; Viridiplantae; Streptophyta; Magnoliopsida; Cucurbitales; Cucurbitaceae.
UCCUAAUAUCUCUCAAAAUGGCAGUCCCAAAGUCUGCCUCGACGAUUUGUUUGGUGGGGCUAACCCUAGCCCUAACCCUAACCAUGACUGCAACCGUAGCGGUUGCGAAUAGCAGCCCGAAGGACUUUGUGGAUGUCCACAAUGCGAUUCGUGCCGAGAACGGCGUUGGCCCUGUGGCUUGGAAUACGACGUUGGCUGACUAUGCYGAGAACUUYGCAAAGACAAGGGUUGAUACCUGCGAGAUGGAGCAUUCGAUGGGACCUUAUGCCGAAAACUUGGCGGAGGCGUUCGAGUCGACGACGGCGGAGGCGACGGUGAAGUUCUGGGCUACUGAGAAGGAAUUCUACGACCCCAAGGCCAACAAGUGUGUGAACGAUGAGUGUGGCCAUUUUAUGAAUGUGGUGGGRAAGGACACAAAAUACAUUGGUUGUGCUGAGGUUAGGUGCAAAAACAAUUAUAUCUUCACCAUUUGCAAUUAUAGCUAGCUUCUCGGAUGCAACACAAAUAUUAUUUGAAGUAUAAAUAAAUAAUAUUUUGUACCUUUUAA